Molecule: messenger RNA, 447 nt
Organism: Paracoccidioides lutzii Pb01
Exons: 2
Coding region: 1-447 (148 amino acids)
Source: RefSeq, a predicted model, not a curated record
AUGCCAUCUCAUAGUCAUUGGAUGUUGGACAAGCAAUCAAAAAGACUAAACUUGGCAUCAAUCAUAUUAACAAGGAGUAGUUUUCUGGCCCAGAAUGCUACUCAGCUGGAGCACCAGACUGAUGCAAUCAACAAGUACAUCAGCCACUGGACAAAGAGCUCACUCAAACCUACCAAUCUAGCUCUGAACCAGUUGGUCAAGGGGUGCCAAAUGGCAAUGCAUAGUGCUGCUCUUUUGACAAAGGAAAACAAGGAAUUUAGAGCUGCCAAUGAGAAACAAAAGAGAAAGGGUCUUGCAAUAAAUCGUCGGUCUCUCUCCCGGCUCACCAAAAAAGAACCAAGACGCUUUGCCUACGACACCACAAGCGCCAUGGUUAUUUUAUCAAGCCCUGACCAAGCAACUCCCCACAUCCUGAGACCUGAUGUGGACUCCCUUGCGCAAGCCUAG